Molecule: messenger RNA, 732 nt
Organism: Brassica napus (rape)
Lineage: Eukaryota; Viridiplantae; Streptophyta; Magnoliopsida; Brassicales; Brassicaceae
Product: pentatricopeptide repeat-containing protein At2g44880-like
Exons: 3
Coding region: 1-732 (243 amino acids)
Biological process (GO): RNA modification
Molecular function (GO): protein binding; RNA binding; RNA nuclease activity
Source: RefSeq, a predicted model, not a curated record
AUGAAUACGGUGGGGGAAAGAUAUUUGGGAACGGUGGAGAUGGCUGAGGCUCCGUACAUGACGGCCAAAACGUCAGUGUGGUGGGACAUAGAGAGUUGUCAAAUCCCAAGGGGUUUCGAUGCUUAUGGAAUAGCUCAGAAUAUUGGUUCGGCGCUUGAGAAGAUGAACUACUGUGGUCCAAUCUCAAUCUACGCAUAUGGGGAUGUGAGUCGUAUCCCUCCGACAAUCCAGCAUGCCCUUUACUCCACCGGAAUUGCGCUUAACCAUGUCCCAGCCGAUAUGCGUGGGGAGGUGGAAGUAGGGAGUACGCUCUUUGAUGAGAUGACUGAAGUUAAAGACGGUGUGAUAUAUUACGUGAUGAAGGAUGGUUAUGCUAAGUCUGGUGACAUGACCUCUUCUAGAAGAUUAUUUAAUGAGAUGAGAUUUAGAACUGUAGUCACUUGGACCAUUAUAAUUCAUGGUUACUGCAACAACGAAGAGGUCGCAUCUUGGAACGAUAUGAUAAAUGGGUAUGCUUUGAAUGGGGAUGUAACUGCAGCUUUGGAUCUAUUCUUGGCAAUGCUGAGAGAAGUAAAGCCAGAUGAGGUCACCAUUCUCGCGGUUCUCUCAGCUUGUAAUCAUUGCGGUUUAGUGGAGGAAGGAAGAAAAUGGUUCCAUAUGAUGGAAGAGUGUGGCCUUAAGGCUAAGAUUGAGCAUUAUGGCUGUAUGGUUGAUAUACUAGGCAGAGCAUGA